UUUUGCCAAUUGGAAAUUUGCAGUAACAUUAUUACAUUUCCAGAAGAAAAAAUAUUCAAAAAAGGGGGAAAAGAAAAGGAUAAUUGAAGCGGCUUCCUAUCAUGUAAUCCAAGCUGAUAAUGGUUAAAAGGGAACGAUAGAAUGUGUCGAUAUUCUUCUUCUUCCUUUUUAUAUGAGGGAAGCUUUCUCUCCAUCCUUACUUCAAAGAUCUGUUAGCAAUGGAGGCUCCUCCAGAAAAACCAGAACAGCCGGCGCAGGUCGCUAGAAAGAAGGGCGGUCUAAGGACCAUGCCAUUUAUCAUAGCAAAUGAGUCGUUCGAAAAGGUUGCAGGGUAUGGACUGCUAGCAAAUAUGAUCCUGUACUUGAUGUCUGAGUAUCACUUCAGUGCUGCCUCCGGAGCUAAUAUACUAUUCCUAUGGAAUGCCGCGUCGAAUUUCACACCCAUGUUAGGAGCUUUUCUAUCUGAUUCCUACUUGGGCCGGUUUCUGGUCAUUGCCUUAGGAUCAUUGAUCAGUUUUCUCGGGAUUACUAUGUUAUGGAGUACGGCAUUUUUCCGGAACACGAGGCCUCCUGCCUGUGAUAUAUUAAAGGAACAUUGCCUACCCUCCACGAUUGCUCAAAGGGUGCUCCUUUAUUGCUCGUUUAUUGUCAUGUCCAUCGGGGCUGGUGGCAUCAGGCCAUGUUCAAUAGCAUUCGGGGCAGACCAGAUCGACAACCCUGAGGACCCAAAGAACCAACUGGUUCUCCAGAGUUUUUUCAACUGGUACUACGCCUCGGUUGGGAUAUCAGUCAUGCUCUCUGUGACGGUCAUCGUCUACAUCCAGGACAAGGCCGGGUGGGUCAUCGGGUUUGGGGUGCCACUGGGGCUCCUGUUCUUGGCAGCGGUUUUGUUUCUCAUCGGGUCCCCCUUCUAUGUCAAGGUGAAGGGCAACAAGAGCCUCUUCACUGGCUUUGCCCAAGUGGUUGCUGCUGCCUUCAAGAAUAGGCGAUUGGCUCUGCCUCCUAAGAAUUCUGAAUGUGAUGGACAGUAUUAUCACGGCAAAGACUCGAAAGUAAUUGCACCAACUGAAAGAUUAAGGUUCAUAAACAAGGCCUGCCUUAUUAGGAGCCCAGAGAAGGACUUGGACUCUAAUGGGCUAGCAAUUGAUCCAUGGAAGCUGUGCACCGUGAAGCAAGUGGAAGCCCUAAAGGCCCUAAUUAAGGUCUUGCCCAUAUGGUCCACCGGAAUCAUGGCCGCCGUGAACAUUAACCAGUCAUUCCCCGUGAUCCAGGUCAGCUCCAUGGACCGGCGUUUCAUCGGUAGCUUAAAGAUCCCCGCAGGCUCCUUCAGCGUCUUCGGGCUCCUGACCCUGACGAUAUGGGUCGCUAUCUAUGAUCGUAUCCUGGCCCCAUUCUUGGCAGGCCUGACGGGCCAUCCUAGAGGGCUAAGCCUGAAGCAGAGGAUGGGGAUAGGGCUGGUCCUAACGACCGUGGCCAUGGCGGUGUCAGCGCUGGUAGAGAGGAAGAGGCGGGCAUUGGCGAUCUACGAAGGCUUCGCAAACAACCCCCGGGGCGUGACCACGAUGACAGCCAUGUGGGCGGUCCCGCAGCACUGCCUGCUCGGGCUGGCAGAGGCCUUCAACGCAAUCGGGCAGAUCGAGUUUUACUACUCGCAGUUCACCAAGGACAUGUCAAGUAUUGCGGUGGCUCUCAUAAUGUUCGGGAUGGGGGUCGGGGGCCUGGCCGGGAGCCUAAUCGUGACUAUAGUGGAUAAAGUGACCAAGAGGGGAGGGAAUGUGAGUUGGGUAGAUAGCAACGUUAACAAGGGCCACUAUGAUUAUUACUAUUGGGUACUUACAUGUAUGAGUUUGAUCAAUUUCUUGUACUACUUGGUGUGUAGUUGGGCUUAUGGAAGUUGUGAGGAGUCCAACAUUUGGAGUGACGAAGACAGAGACGCAAACGAGGAAGAAACGGAUAGGAAACACAAUGGAACUCCAACACUAUCCCAUGUUUAAUGCAUAAUUGCAUAUAUGGUAGUUUCUUCUUGUUUUUCACAUAAUAAAUUGAAGGUGUUCGAAUUUUUUUUUUUU
Punica granatum (pomegranate) is the source of this 2069-nucleotide messenger RNA. Lineage: Eukaryota; Viridiplantae; Streptophyta; Magnoliopsida; Myrtales; Lythraceae. The record is from RefSeq and is a predicted model, not a curated record.